Molecule: messenger RNA, 240 nt
Organism: Aspergillus chevalieri
Lineage: Eukaryota; Fungi; Ascomycota; Eurotiomycetes; Eurotiales; Aspergillaceae
Exons: 2
Coding region: 1-240 (79 amino acids)
Source: RefSeq, a predicted model, not a curated record
AUGUCAACAACCAUCCAGUCUCGAAUCGUUGACCUUGACGGGUUAAUCCCCAGAAUCAUCGACAUUGAACGCGAAGAUGACGUCGAGAAUCUAAUCCCCUGGGUCUUCCAACACAUCGACAAUGCACAAGGUAUCGACCCCGAAAACUGGCCAGAUGGAGAAAGGAAUUCUGGACCUUCUUUGACGAUUAUCUCGAGUACUGUUCCUAUAUUCAACGAUGGAGACUUGUUGAAGACAUAG